AUGUCGUUGAGCGAGCUGCCCGGCAGCUGGUCGGCGGCGACGGAGAGGAGGAUCGGGCUGCAGGGACGGCGAGCGAUCCUGAUGCAUGCCCUCGGCCGCCCGGUCCCUGCGGCGGCGGUGGCGAACGAGCGAGCAGGCGGCGGCGUCGUACGGGCGGCCGGGCCACCGCCGCGUUAUGGCUCGUCGGAGUCUGCUGCGGCGGCUGUGAGUCGUCGUCAUCCAAUCGGCUCUGGAACGGGCGGCUCCGGCUCGCCUGGCGAUGCUGAUGAUGCGCUUCUUGCUGCAGCCGCCGCACCGUCGCCGUCGCCGUCGCCGGGUCGUCUCACCGCCGAGAUGGCUCUGUCCAUCCUCGUCGACUGCUUUGGCCACUAG
Messenger RNA from Miscanthus lutarioriparius, 372 nucleotides. Lineage: Eukaryota; Viridiplantae; Streptophyta; Magnoliopsida; Poales; Poaceae. The record is from the annotation of a GenBank genome assembly.